AGAGUGGGGAGGAACUAAAGGUUCAGGGGAUUGAUGCUCCAGGAGCUGGGGGAAGUGGUUUUCUGUGACCCCUUGGCAGUAUUUAGGUUGAGCUUGAGCUCCAAAAGGUACCUGGGAGGUUUUUUCUUGUGUUCUGUGGUUUCUUUUGUUCUAAGCUGGUGCAGUGAGGUUUCAGCAUGGGCAGCAGCCUCAGCCAGCAGCUGUGCUGUGUGCUCUGUGAGAGGUGCAGAGAGCAGGAGGCAGCAAACGCAGAGUCCAGCGAGACCAAGCCCAUCCUGCAGAGCCCCGGGGACACACGGACAUUUUUGGACACACGGACGUUCUUGGACACACAGCCCUCCACCCCAGCCCUGAAGGUCCCCAAACUGGGCUCCAAGGAGCUGCUCCAGGACCACCAGGCCUCAGCUGAUGCCCUGGAGGAGAAUGGAGAGCCCUGCUCCCCUGCAGAAGGCUGGGAGCCAGCCUGGAACCCCAUGGAUUUCUUUGCAGCCCCUGCUGAUGAGGAGGCUGAAGGAGAAGUUGAAGAUUUAAGCCAGCAGGAGAAAGUGGGUGAGACAGAAGAGGAAAUCAAACCUAUUGCUGCUGUUCCUGUGGGAGACACAGCCCUGGGGGCUGAGGCUGGCAGUGAGGGAGCCCCCUGUGCUGGGAUAACCCUGCAGGAGGGAAAUAUCCCCAGCCUCGUGGAGCUCUCCAGCGAUGCUGAAGCUGAGCCAGAACCUCCUGCAGACACCCUGGGGGCUCUCGUGGGCAGGGACCUGUCACUGUGUGCUGUGCAGGUGGCAGGGCCCGAGCCCGUGGAGGGCACAGCCAGGGCUGCAGCUGCUGAGACAAGCCCCCAGGCUGCCCAAAGGGCUGAGCUCAGCUGUCUGGUGGAAGCCAUGUCUCUCCUGACCCUGCAGAGCCCUUCAGAGGGCAUAACAAGGGGGGUGGCUGAGAUCUAUUCCUCUUCUGUGGUGUCCUGGCAGCCCCUGUGCCCACAGUGGGCGUCUCUGGAGCCACCAAGCCAGCUGCUGGAUCUCCUAAAGGAGGGCAUGCAGGGCACUGUGCCACCCGCCCAGGCCAUGGGGAGCCUGUGCUGUGCAGGGCUUGCAGGAGUGAGUGAGAUCUUGCAGCAGCCCCAGGAUGGAGCCCUGUGUGAGCUGGGACAGGAGGGGAGCAGGGGCUGCACCCCAGGACCUGAGGCAGAGCUGCAGGAUGGGAUCAUUCAGCCAGCAGUGGAGCUUCCAGAAGAACCAGCAACUUUUGUUCCUGUACAGCAAGAAGCUGAGCUCCCACUUGUGCCCUCCUCACUGCCUGAAGUGCUUGGGAGCAGUGGGGAAGUAGAGGCUGAGAAAGUUGAAGCUUGAGAUGUUUGGUCCUCAGGUGGCCUGGGGUCACAUCUGUGCAGGGACAAGGAUGAGGCUCUUGCCCUCAGGAAGGGGUUAACCCCCAACAGCCCCAGCUGUUGGACUCAGGAUUUUGCAGAAUGUGUCCCAGACUUCAGGAACUCUUGUCAGACAGAUCUGUGAAGUUUUUACAGAGCUUUCCAGUGUUCUCCUGAGUGAUUGUUCAGUCACAGAUCUGUUUCUUGCCUUUCCCAGUAGGUGUUUUUCAGAUCAUGCCUCUCUGAUUCACUCGAGCCAGGAUCUCACUGAGCUGAUGCUGCUGCAUUCCCCCAGUGAGGUUUGGUCAUGGGAGGUCUCAUCCCUUGGUCUGAAGAGUCUGGGAACAGAAUAGAAAACCGCUCCUCUAAUUGUGUGCAGUCAGAUGUUUUCUGUGAGGCCAACAGCCAUUUCUCCUGCUACCUCAGAAUAAUGAAAUAUUUAAACUACCUCCCUGAAUAAUUCUCUUGAAUUGAUGCUUCCUGCUUUCAUGUCAAUGUUGAACAAAUUUUCACAGGAAGAUGAUGAAAUCCUAAUUCUGGCUUGUUCUGUAUCUCUUGUAGUAGUGGAAGUGUUUGUGUGACCUGUGCAGUUUAUGCAGAAGUUAAAAUGUAGUCUUGAUCAGAAUGCAGAAGUCAGUGUAUGCAGCUGAAAUCUACUGACUUUUAAUGUUCCUCCCACUGUGCUACCAAUAAAAUACACUUUUAAAGAUCAUGGCAAAACCCCAAA
Messenger RNA from Passer domesticus (house sparrow), 2090 nucleotides. RefSeq lists its product as uncharacterized. The coding region runs from base 177 to 1346 and encodes 389 amino acids. The transcript is spliced from 2 exons. The record is from RefSeq and is a predicted model, not a curated record. Lineage: Eukaryota; Metazoa; Chordata; Aves; Passeriformes; Passeridae.